Molecule: messenger RNA, 906 nt
Organism: Arachis duranensis
Lineage: Eukaryota; Viridiplantae; Streptophyta; Magnoliopsida; Fabales; Fabaceae
Exons: 2
Coding region: 1-906 (301 amino acids)
Source: RefSeq, a predicted model, not a curated record
AUGCUAGCAAACAUAGGUCAGGACAUAAGUGAGUUGAAAAACUUUAGGGACGAUGUGAGAUCAACCUUAAGAAACCAUGGCGAAAAACUCAAGUGGAUGGAGGCUCGAGUAGGAGAACUAUCUCAACAGGCCCCCAAGUCAACAGCAAUGUUCCCUAGUGACACAGAAAAGAAUCCUAAAGGGGAACAAAAGGGAGUGAGAUGGGAAGAAUGCAAGGCCAUCACCACAUUGAAGGAAGUCUCAGAAGAAGACGGAAUCAGACCCUCAGAAAAGGAGCCAGAAAUCUUGAAGGAAGGUGUAGAAGAAGCUAAGCAGGAAAGUGAAACUGAGCAAGCCAAGGAACUGCAAAAUAAAGGCAUGCCGGAAACAUACCAACCAAAAGCACCAUUUCCUCAGAGGUUAGGAGGAGGUGAAAAAGGGAAAACAUAUUCAAGGUUUUAUGUAGUAGCUACGGAGAUUAGGACUCGUAUGUACAUUCAGCGUGAUCAUCCCUUCUGUCACCCGAUUGACACUCAACAGUUUAACCCCGACAUGCCCUAUGAGUUCCCACUGCAGUGGCUCCACCCAUAUGCUCCCUUUCACCCGUCUCAUGAUGGGCCGAUGCCUCACCAGCAUCCCGAUCAGCCUGCGGAUCAGGCGGACCCUGAGCCUAAGCCCAUGGAGGAGCAUAUUCCAGAGCCUGUACCGGAGGAGGAUAUCCCAAUGGAGCAGAUCUCGGUAUCUUUAUCCGAGCCAUCUUCUGAGGAGCCGCUCACCGCCUCUAUUAGUGGACCGGCGAGUGCUGGUCAAACUAGUAGCACGAGUGCCAGUGCCCCUCCUGAGAUUAUAGAGAUUUCCGAUGACGAGGACGAGGAUCCUGAGGAGUGUUCUGAUAUGGUUGUGAUCUCCUCUGACGAUGAUAGCUGA